Messenger RNA from Danio aesculapii, 3921 nucleotides. RefSeq names its product transcription elongation regulator 1b (CA150) (gene tcerg1b). The record is from RefSeq and is a predicted model, not a curated record. The coding region runs from base 15 to 2978 and encodes 987 amino acids. Gene Ontology annotation, molecular function: transcription coregulator activity; RNA polymerase binding. Gene Ontology annotation, cellular component: nucleus. Lineage: Eukaryota; Metazoa; Chordata; Actinopteri; Cypriniformes; Danionidae. The transcript has 20 exons.
UAGUUUCUGGAGCUAUGGCGGAGAACAUAGAAGCAGAGAGCGCUCAGCUCGGGGAGAACAGGAUGGUGUUGCAACAAGCGUUGCGUUUUCGUAACCCCGCUCCACCACCUGCUGCAGUGCUGCGAGGGCCACCUCCAUUACUACGACCUCCGCCUCCGCCCUUCGGCAUGAUGAGAGGACCCAUGCCACCCCCUAGAUCCCCUUUUGGUCGACCACCGUUUGACCCCAGUAUGCCACCUAUACCCCCACCUGGAGCUUUACCCCCACCCCUUGGACCCCCGCACCUGCAGAGGCCGCCGUUCAUGCCCCCACCUAUGGGUAACAUGCCGCCUCCUCCCGGAAUGAUCUUUCCACCUGGAAUGCCUCCAUCACCAGGAGCAGCUAGUUUGCCUAGUGAUGAAAUUUGGGUAGAGAACAACACUCCAGAAGGAAAGGUCUAUUAUUAUAAUGCUCGGACACGCGAGUCAGCCUGGACCAAACCAGAAGGAGUGAAGAUCAUCCAACAGUCAGAGCUUAACCCGCUGAUGGCAGCUCAGUCUGGAGGAGCUGCAGCAGCUCCUAACAGCACAGCUUCUGCUAAUGUUGCUAGCACCACUGCUACUGUUGUGACUGACACCCAGAGCCUGUCCCCCUCCCACACCCUGAGCACCAGCCCCGACCCCAGCACUAGUCCGGCCCCGACUGCAUCACAACCCUCCAUCACGUCUGUGGUGUCAGAGAUGCCUCCAGUGGUCUCUACUCCUCCUGUUAGUGUCAGCGUGACCCCUGUGGCAGUGGUCAGUGUACCUACAGUAACGGCUACAGUCACUGCAGUGCAGACGAUGCCGCUGUUGCAUCAGAGUCUUCCUCCCGGCCUGCCUGUGGCCCCGCCGGCUGCUGCAAUACCGUUCCCCCCUGUCAUGGUACCUCCGUUCAGAGUGCCUCUACCCGGAAUGCACAUCCCUCUGCCUGGCAUGGGCCCUCCUUUAGUUCCCAUGAUGCAUCCUCAGCUAACUAUCGCUGCGUCUCCCAUGUCUCUGGCGGGUGCUAUUCCGCUUCCUGAGUGGUCCGAGUUCAAGACGGCUGAUGGAAGGAUCUACUAUUACAACAACCGAACGCUGGAGUCCACCUGGGAGAAACCUCUUGAACUAAAAGAGAGAGAUAAGGACAGCGACAAGGCUAGAGAUGGCCAUAACAAUAUCAAUUCAGAUUUAAAGUUUAUAGACAUUGAAGCCAAAGCUGACUUCGGGAAAUCUAAAGAGUUGCCCAGGGAAGAAGAUAUGACUGAGGAGGAAAAAGCCACACAGAAGGGCAAACCUGUAGCCACAAAUCCCAUUCCUGGUACACCCUGGUGUGUGGUCUGGACUGGAGAUGAACGUGUAUUUUACUACAACCCCACUACUCGACUGUCUAUGUGGGACCGGCCCGAGGAGCUAGUGGGCCGCGCUGAUGUGGACAGAUACAUUCAAGAGCCUCCCCACAAAAGAGGCCUUGAUGACAACAAGAAAAUAGGUUUCAACAAAGAAGAGAUUGACACAGCCAUGGAGGACAUGCUAGACGACGAGCCUUCUAAAGCUAAGAAGAGGAAGAAGGACGAUGUGAAGGAGCCUGAAGCCGCGAAAGAUGUGGCCGUGGAGGCCGAGCUGAAGGCUGCUCGCGAUCGGGCCCUGGUGCCCCUGGAGGCCCGCAUGAACCAGUUCAGGGACAUGCUGCUGGAGAGAGGGGUUUCUGCUUUUUCCACUUGGGACAAAGAGCUGCACAAGAUUGUGUUUGACCCUCGGUAUUUACUGCUCAACCCUAAAGAGCGGAAGCUGGUGUUCGAUCAGUAUGUGAAGACUCGUGCUGAAGAGGAGAGGAAGGAGAAGAAGAAUAAACUCAUGCAGUCUAAGGAUGACUUCCGGAAGAUGAUGGAAGAUGCCAAACUUCACACUAGGACCACAUUCAGUGAGUUUGCAGCAAAACACUCAAAGGAUCCUCGCUUCAAGGCCAUUGAUAAGAUGAAGGACCGAGAGGUGAUGUUCACAGAGUUCAUGACCGCCUUCAGAAAGAAGGACAAAGAAGACUCCAAAAACAAAGUAGACAAGGUCAAGCAAGACUUCUUUGAUUUGCUGUCAGACCAUCAUGUAGACAUCACUCAGCGCUGGAGCAAAGUGAAGGAUAAGCUGGAGACGGACCAGCGGUAUAAAGCUGUGGAGAGCUCUGCUGCUAGAGAAGAACUCUACAAGCAGUAUGUGGAGAAGCAGGCCAAGAAUGUGGAUGCGGACAAGGAGAAGGAGCUGGAGCGACAGGCUCGUAUCGAGGCCAGUCUGAGGGAGCGAGAACGAGAAGUGCAGAGAGCUCGAUCUGAACAGACCAAAGAGAUCGACCGAGAGCGAGAGCAGCACAAACGAGAGGAGGCCAUCCAGCACUUCAAAGCCCUCAUGUCUGAUAUGGUUAGGUCAACAGACACUUCGUGGUCAGAAACAAGGCGCAAUCUACGUAAAGAUCACCGAUGGGAGACGUCAUCUCUCCUGGAGCGACAUGAAAAGGAGAAACUGUUUGAGGAUCAUGUUGAAGCUCUUACCAAGAGGAAGAAGGAACAUUUUAGGCAGCUGCUGGAUGACACUCCAAUGAUCACCUUAACAACCGCAUGGAAAGAGGUGAAGAAGAUCAUCAAAGAAGACCCCCGCUGCAUUAAAUUCUCCAGCAGUGACCGAAAGAAACAGCGGGAAUUUGAAGACUACAUAAAGGACAAAUACAUCAUAGCCAAAGCUGACUUCCGAACACUUCUGAAAGAAACAAAAUUCAUCACGUAUAGGUCCCGGAAGCUGAUCCAGGAGUCAGACCAGCACCUGGUUGAUAUCGAGAAAGUCCUUCAGAACGAUAAACGUUACCUGGUCCUAGACUGUGUCCCAGAGGAGCGGCGUAAACUUAUCAUGUUCUACAUUGAGGACCUGGACCGCCGAGGACCCCCACCUCCCCCAACCGCAUCUGAACCCUGCCGCCGCUCCACAAAGUGAAGCCCUAGCGGAGCGUGAAGGACAGCGCAUGAGCCAGCCCUGUACUCGUCUAAGCACAGUUAGAAAGUCAUCAUGUAUUUUUUUGAGAACUUUGGUUGUCAUCAAAUUAAACGGUGCGAGAUGAUGCCAUCUAUCCCCACUAGUUGUAGGCUAGCACAAGGCAAACUCUUAAAGGGUUAGUUCACCCAAAAAAUGAAAAUUCUCGUAUUAAUUACUCGUACUAAUGUUGUUCCAAAUCCUUUAGAUAAUUGUUGGUUUUCAGAACACAAAUUAAUAUGAUUUAGAUCAAAUCCGAGAGUUAAAGGAAGUAAAAUAUUAUUAAAUGUUAUCAAACGAAGCUCCAAGAACAAUUUUGCGCACCAAAAAAAGCCUGUUUACACUACAGGCAGAAGAACGUGUCGUCAGAGUUAGCAGCGCAACACUCAAGCGUCUUAUUCCAUAUAGUAAAAACACAUAGAUCUGAUUCUGAACACAUCGGCAAACACGGUUGUUGUUGUUUUGGUGCACAAGAGUGUUCUUGGAGCUUCAUAUGAUUCUAUUUGAACCACUGGUGUCAUGUGGAAUGAUUUGUCAAUGCUUCUGUUGUUGUUUUUUUUACUUUGGGAUGUUCGGUGCUGUCGAAGGAGGAUGAGAGCUCAUCUAAAAUAUCUCAAAGGUCUCGAGGGAUUGUAACAACGCAAAGGUGAGUAAUUAAUAACAGAACUGUCAUUUUUGGGUGAACUAACCCUUUAAUGUCAGUCUAUGAACAUCCAUUGUCAGGCAGGGGAUGCAUUUUGUGUGGUAAAACCGAUGCAGGCUAUUACGACGGGUCAGUGUUUGAAACCAGUUGUGAACCAUUCAGUACAUGUGUAGGUGAAAUAUUUCUUACAUAAGUGGUUUGAUUUUGGAUUUGUUGCUAUAUUUCUGUUUGUGUUGAUUGGAAAUAAAUGCAACUUUUUUUUAA